UUCGCAAGCAAAAGCCAUCGAGAGGGAGCCAAAAACAAAAGGGCUACGCCCACCAAAAGGUCUACGCUGCUAGGCAGACGCCGCAGCGGACGCUAGCGUGCGUGGCGGCUUCGGCAGCCAGGCGCCAGGGCUGCCCCUGAAAGCACACAACAGGACCAGAGGCAGCCCCAACACAAGCAUGCGCCACCGACGAGACACCGACGGCCCCACGCCCCACGACUGGGACGCCGCCGCUGAACAAGCGCCGCCGGCUAGAAAGCCGCGACCGGGACGACGGCGGCGCGUUUCAUCAAUAAAAGACUACCUACCCCAGGAACCGCUGCGCUUAUACAACUACGUAUUCGUAGCAAUCCCAUUCGUAUGCUUCAUAGCGUCAUUCAUAGUCCCAAAAAGACCACUACAUGACCUAGGGGCGGGCUUCAUGACCGACGAGCACUUCGCGCGGCGCUUCCUGCAAGCGACGAACGCCACCAAUACCACAACCACCCCACCCCCAGCGACGGAGGCCGUCUUCUUCGAGUACACCAUCGUGUCGCGAUUCACGCCGGGCAUCACGAUCUUCGCGAACAUUGCGUUCGUGAUGUUCUGCCUCAAGCAGUUGUUACACAUGGCUACUGCCCAGAUCGACGAGUUCCCGGAGUACGGACCCGGCGUCCCGCGGUGCUGCGGCGCCUUCACGCCAUCGACGCGACUCGUCUCCAGGAAUGAUGGACGUGGGUGGUCUCAUUUUGGAUUUUGAGCGCGUUUCGGGCGAGAUCGCGACUCGAUACAUCACACACAGGUACCGGUUCGUCAAGGACAAGUUCCAGAGUCGCGAGGAGGGCCAGAACUGGAACUACGACUUUGUUAUUGUUACUUCUAUUAAGGACGAGGGUCAUAAGCUCGUAGAUGACCUACAAAGAAAAAACAGUAUGCGUAAUAUUGUCUCAGCGCUGGAGAACGCCGACCUGGAGACGGAGCAGUACAAGUCCAGGAAGUUCGACAAGGUCUUCAUCAAGAUCCGAGCUAGUCGCGAGCGACUCGAGGAGGAAGCGGAUCGGUUGAAUAUGAAGUUUCGUUUAGAUGAAAGAAAUGUGAAACAACGACUGCUAGAUGGCCAGCCGGACCCCCUGAACCCCGACGAGUACGACGUCUACCCGCGCAAGAACGGCUGGACCUACAAGGGCUUCCAGAUGGAGACGGCCAUCACCGACACCGAGGACCAGUGCCCGUACGCGUUUGCAGCGGCGCCCUAUAUAUCCCUCCUUACGCCAUCGCCGCGACUCGUCUCCAUCAGACGAGGCCGUGGGUUCGGGCGAGAUCGCGACUCGAUGCAUAUCACGCGCAGGUACUACGAGUAUAUCUACGGGGAGUACCGCUCGAAUCCGGAAUUGCAAUCAUUAUAUCAGAAGUACCCUCGGACGUCAAGCAUGUUCCGGUCGGUCGAUCGCGUGAAGUUGAUCAUGAGCAUCCUGAAGUGCGACCCGAACGAAAACGGCGCCGGAUUGGUGCUCGAGAAAUUGCUCAAAGCUGAAAUCAUCCUGGCGGCGUUCCCGCUGCACGAUCGAAGCGAACUGCAGGCCUGCCAGGCGAAGUGGCUCGUGUAUUGGAGCUGGCCGUACGUCUCGCGGCGUCCUCGCGUCGCGCCCGACUUCGAUCAUCUCUCGUGGAGACGACCACGGGGAGACGCCCCGCGUCACGCGACACCGCCGCAGGUGGGACCAGCCGUUCGUGAAGAUCAAGGAUUAUUUUGGCGAGAAGAUCGGCCUGUAUUUCGUGUUCCUGGGCCACUACACGGAGCAGGCCGGCGUCGCGGCGAUUAUUGGGGUGAUCGUGUGGCUCGCGGCGUGUCUCACGGGCGGCGUGAAUUCGCCAGUCAUACCGUUUUUUUGCGUCGUCAUGUCAGUAUGGGCUACUGUGUUCUUGGAAACGUGGAAGAGAAAGCAAAGCAGGUAUGCCAUGGAGUGGGGCAUGGUGGGCAUCGAGGAGAUCGAAGAAGAAAGACCUGAUUUUCUUGAGAGUGACUUAGUUAUAGAUAUCAACUCGCCCGUCGACGGCGAGGAAAUCAAAUACUUCCCGCCGAACAUCAAGGCUAGAAGGAAUUUAAUCGCGUGGACCGUCAUUCUCGUGGCUUCUACGGCGGUGAUGGCCCUUGUUAUAGCUACAUUUUUUUUGAAGGCUAUCUUAGCGGUGAGAAAUAACUUGCUGAACACGCGCCACUGGAACUGCAGGAAGAACCAGAGGCAAUUCUCUGGUUCUCCCAAAUGCGUCAAGAAUUACGGCAUCCCGCGCUGGCUCGGUGUUGACAUGUCCGGCGAGAUCGGCAACACGCUUGUGUCGCUAGCCCAAGCUGCACAAAUAUUCGCUUUGGAGAACGUGUUUAAUGAACUCGCUCUGUUCUUGAAUCGCUACGAGAACCACGCGACCGAUACCGAGUUUACGGAUAAAUUAACCGAGAAGGUUUUCAUCUUCCAGGGCAUCAACUCCUUCUUCUCCUAUAUAUAUAUAGCCUUCUUCAAGCAACUCCAAGCGAACCGCGCCAUAUUGCAGCCGUUUCCCGGGAGCUAUGGCUGCAAGGGCACCUGUAUGUCGGAAUUGAAUAAACAAUUACAAGCUAUCUUCAUCUCGAAAGUCGUGCUGGCCAACGUCAAGGAGAUCAUGAUCCCCCACUUCUGGUGGAAGAAGGACCGCAUCCAAGAACAAAGAAGGGCCGAACUCGAUGAGAUGGCGAAGCAAGAGAGGCUCGACGAGUACGCCGCGCUGGGCGAAGAGCCGCCCGAGGAGGAGGAGGUUGUUUCUCGGGACAUCUCGCCUGCCGAACGGGAGCUGGAGCUGGACGAAUACCAUCAUAUGUUAGGUACUUUUGGAGACUACAGAGAUUUGGUACUUAUAUAUGGUUACACCGUGUUAUUCGUCGCGGCAUUACCUCUAGCGCCGAUGCUCGCGUUAAUAAACGCCUACGCCCAGAUCCGGGUGGACGCCUGGAACAUCUCGGUGGUCAGCAGACGCCCUUGGCCACAAAACGCCGAGGACAUUGGCUCCUGGGCGGACAUCAUCGAACUGCUGUCGUAUAUCGCGGUCUUUACGAAUAGUAUCAUUAUUACAUAUACGGGCGAGUUCCUCACACAUUGGAACAACGCGCACCGCAUCAUCACCUUUUGUUUCCUGUACCACGGGAUGGUGGUGGCGAAGCAGUUGGCGGCGUUGGUGAUUGAAGAUGUUCCUGGGGAUGUCCAAAUACAAAUAGAUAGGCAGGAGUUCGUCGAGAAGAAGCUGAUCUUUUGUGCCGCGGACGACCAAAUAGAAGUCCCGAACGCGGACGCCGACGAUGGGGACGCGCCGGACGUGACCAUAUUUGAUAAAGAUGACUCCGUGGUUUACUUGGACUAUCCUGGUUAUGAAAAUUAUGGCAAAGAACGGAAGCAGGAGAUUUCCGAUUCGGUGCGGAGUCGC
Molecule: messenger RNA, 3432 nt
Organism: Pelagomonas calceolata
Lineage: Eukaryota; Pelagophyceae; Pelagomonadales; Pelagomonadaceae
Source: the annotation of a GenBank genome assembly